UAUUUCUCUUUCACUCUCUCCUUUCAAGGUCAACAAGAUGCUGAAGUUGCAAUAUAUCUGUGUUGAAAACGUCUAGGAGGGGUUUCAUUUGUUGUUCAACUCUAGUUUUCGUGUUGGGGUCUCUCGUUCCUCCAUGAACAAAGCACCGACCUUUUUUUCUCACUGUACUUGAUAGAAAGAUCCCUCCAUAAAAGGUUAGAAUUGGUCAUGGAUUUUGAGUCUAAAGAAGAACAGAUGGGUAGUAAAGGUAAGCUUCCUUUUACGCACUCUUCCUCUUCUUCUAAUUCAUCUUCUUCACAGUAUAAAACCCAGUUGGGUCCUUUCGGUAUCAACAACACCCGAUGGGAGCCUCAUCACCAGCAAAUGAGUCCCAACUGGUUAGGCAACAGGUACGAAGCCGAAGAAGAUAAAGAAGCGACCACCACCACCACUACCGUCCCGGCAGCAGCAACAGCAAGUGAAGGUAACUCUACACGCGUAGACUCAGAUUCAACGCUUGAGCUUAGGAGUAGUGCAAGUGGGAACAUCGAGAAAGAACACAUGUUCGACAAAGUGGUCACCCCAAGCGACGUGGGGAAACUCAACCGGCUUGUUAUCCCAAAACAACACGCUGAGAAGUAUUUCCCAUUGGAUUCUUCCACGAGCGACAAAGGUCUUCUACUGAAUUUCGAGGAUAGAAAUGGAAAGCCCUGGAGAUUCAGGUACUCUUAUUGGAAUAGUAGCCAAAGCUAUGUUAUGACCAAAGGGUGGAGCCGUUUUGUCAAGGAUAAGAAACUCGAUGCUGGGGAUAUAGUUUCUUUUCAGAGAGGAGCCGGUGAGUUGGGUAAAGGUCGUCUUUUUAUUGAUUGGAGGCGGAGGCCUGAUGCACCAGACCCGCAGGUUUCUUUUCGACAUCACCAUUUCCCUUUGCACCGCUCGAUCCCAUGGAAUCCAUUGCUAAUGCGACCGCCACCAACAGGAAGGGAUCACUUGCACUUGUCGCAGAUAAACCCUCUUAGCCGAAAUACAUACUACGGAGGUGGAAGCAAUUUGGUGAAUCCUGGUGGUACGAUGGGGUCGGUGUUUUAUUUGAGAUCAGCAGUGGUUUCGACAGCCCCACAAAUGGGAAUGGGAAUGAUGGAGUGGCAACAGCACGGUGGAGUUGUAAAACCAGUUGCGUUCGAAUCAGUACCUGUGGUCCAAGGCCAGGCAGCAGCCAAGAGGUUAAGGCUUUUUGGGGUGAACAUGGAUUGCCCCAUAUCGGAAUCCGAUGAGUACGACGUGAUAUCUACAACCACCAUAGCAAACGCCACAAUGGCAGCAUCGCAGACACGGCCUUCUUCAACAUCGUCUCAGCAUCCUCUUCAAUUAAGGCUCUACAAUGAAACCCCACUUCCCCCUACUGACUUCCUUAACCCCAACAAAGGGAAGGCUUCCAUGUCCUUGGAUUUGGAUAUCUGACACAUAACAAAUCGAUUCCACUUUCAAUUACAUUUUGCCACAAUCAACACCACCACCAACAAAAUGGCUGAAUUGCAAUGCUAGCUAGCUGCUAAUAGGCUUUUUUUUUCUUUUCUUUGUUAAAUUUACCACUUUCUUGAUUCUUAUAUGAGGGAGAAAACCCACCCAGCUGCUCAAACAUACAAUGCUGCUUUAUCAUCAUAUCCUUAUAAUCAAUACUGAAUAAAAAGGGAUAUUGAGUGGGAAAAACAAAA
Messenger RNA from Gossypium arboreum, 1694 nucleotides. RefSeq names its product B3 domain-containing transcription factor NGA1-like. The transcript is spliced from 2 exons. The record is from RefSeq and is a predicted model, not a curated record. The coding region runs from base 208 to 1440 and encodes 410 amino acids. NCBI's taxonomy places the organism in Eukaryota, Viridiplantae, Streptophyta, Magnoliopsida, Malvales, Malvaceae. Gene Ontology annotation, molecular function: DNA binding; DNA-binding transcription factor activity.